This is a messenger RNA of Rhinichthys klamathensis goyatoka, 2066 nucleotides long. RefSeq names its product SAC1 like phosphatidylinositide phosphatase b (gene sacm1lb). The coding region runs from base 70 to 1830 and encodes 586 amino acids. Gene Ontology annotation, cellular component: endoplasmic reticulum. NCBI's taxonomy places the organism in Eukaryota, Metazoa, Chordata, Actinopteri, Cypriniformes, Leuciscidae. The transcript has 20 exons. Gene Ontology annotation, biological process: phosphatidylinositol dephosphorylation. Gene Ontology annotation, molecular function: phosphatidylinositol-4-phosphate phosphatase activity. The record is from RefSeq and is a predicted model, not a curated record.
GCUGACUGUCGCUAGAUUCCCGCUGCUGUAUUGACACGUCACGAAGGUCAGGAACAAACUGAUGGAAAAAUGGCGUCCACCUACAACACCUUUAAUCUGCACACGACCCCUGAGAAGUUCUACAUCGAAGCCUGUGAUGAUGGUGUUGGAGACGUCCUCGCCAUUGACAGGGUGUCCACAGAAAUGACCCUUACAGUGAGGAAGGACGUCCCUCCUUCAGCGGUGACUCGACCAAUAUGUGGCAUCAUGGGAACCAUACGGCUGGUGGCAGGCAUGUAUCUCAUCGUCAUUACAAAGAAGAAGAAAGUGGGUGAGCUGUUUGGCCACGCGGUCUGGAAAGCGGCUGACUUUGACAUCAUUUCAUACAAGAAGACUGUUCUGCAUCUGACUGAUAAUCAGAUGCAAGACGACAAAGCCUUCCUGUCCAUGAUCAACAGCGUCCUGAAUACAGACGGUUUCUUCUUUGCCACGGACUAUGACCUGACGCACACGCUACAGCGCCUGGCCAACACCAGCCCAGAGUUUCAGGAGAUGACCUUACUGGAGCGAGCGGAUCAGAGAUUUGUGUGGAACGGUCACCUUCUCAGAGAAUUCAUGGCACAGCCUGAGCUACACAAAUUCGUCUACCCGGUUGUUCACGGCUUCAUCACUAUGAAGUCGUGCUGCAUCAACGGCAAAAUCUUUGACUGGAUCAUCAUUUCCAGGAGGAGCUGCUUCCGCGCUGGCGUCCGCUAUUACGUCAGAGGUAUCGACUCUGAGGGUCACGCGGCCAACUUUGUUGAGACAGAACAGAUUGUUCAGUUUAAUGGAGGAAAAGCAUCAUUUGUUCAGACUCGAGGCUCCAUCCCGUUCUACUGGUCUCAGAGACCGAACCUCAAGUACAAACCAAAACCACAGAUCAGCAAAAGCAUCAAUCACCUGGAUGGUUUCCAGAGACAUUUCGACUCUCAGAUCAUCACGUACGGCAAACAAGUGAUUCUGAACCUGAUUAAUCAGAAAGGCUCAGAAAAGCCGCUGGAACAGGCCUUUGCAAAGAUGGUGGGCAAUCUGGGCAACGGCAUGAUCAAGUACAUCGCGUUCGACUUUCACAUGGAGUGCAGCCGUAUGAGGUGGCAUCGCCUGCAGAUCCUGGUGGACACGGUGGCGGAAAUGCAGGAUGAGUUUGGCUAUUUCCUGGUGGAUUCAGACGGAUCGGUCCAAAAACAGCAGGACGGGACGUUCCGAAGCAAUUGCAUGGACUGUCUGGACCGAACCAACGUCAUCCAGAGUCUGCUGGCCCGUCGCUCGCUGCAGUCACAGUUAGAGAGGAUGGGAGUUUUACAUGUGGGGCAGCGGAUUGAAGAACAGGCGGAUUUUGAAAAAAUAUACAAGAAUGCAUGGGCGGAUAACGCCAAUGCGUGUGCCAAACAGUACGCUGGCACUGGAGCCCUGAAGACUGAUUUCACACGGACGGGAAAGAGAACCCAGUGGGGUUUGCUGAUGGACGGAUGGAACUCCAUGAUCAGAUACUACAAGAACAACUUCUCGGAUGGGUUCAGACAGGACUCCAUUGACCUGUUCUUGGGGAACUAUGCAGUGGAAGAGGCCGAUAUAAACACUCCUCUACAUGAGCCCAAAGACUGGAAGUUCCUCACGCUGCCGAUCAUCAUGGUGGUUGCUUUCUCAAUGUGCAUCAUAUGUCUCCUUAUGGCUGGCGACACCUGGACGGAGACUCUGGCGUACGUGUUGUUCUGGGGCUUGGCGAGUGUCGUGACCGGCGGCGUGAUCCUCUUCAACGGCCGGGACUUUGUGGACGCGCCCAAACUGGUGCAGAAGGAGAAGAUGGACUGAACCUGCGUGUGUGGGAAGCAGCUUGGUCCCAUCGAGUCUUCAUCCUCCUCCUCCUCAUCCUCAGUCCUGUCUUACUCUCAGCUUCACCGGGCCUGGAGCCUGUACUGAGGAAGAGGACGAAGGCCUGGGGCCGGACGGGACCGAACGCACGCGCUGCUCUCCACACGAGGAUCGUAUCACCCGGGACCAUCUCACAGAGAUCCCAUAAUUCCAUCUACAUAUAGGCAGCUUUACAG